Messenger RNA from Gongylonema pulchrum, 375 nucleotides. Lineage: Eukaryota; Metazoa; Nematoda; Chromadorea; Rhabditida; Gongylonematidae. The record is from the annotation of a GenBank genome assembly.
AUGGUUGAGGAAGCAUGCGCAGCGACUAAAUUACUGAUGGGUGAAAAUCUUCAUGGGUUGGCAAUGGAUACCGACACAAAAUCAAUGCGACAACCACUGGGAGUUUGCGGCUGCAUUUCGCCAUUCAAUUUUCCAGCUAUGUGUUCAUUGUGGUCGCUGCCGUUGGCACUAGUUGCAGGCAACACGCUUGUGCAUAAGCCAUCGGAGCUAGAUCCCUCAGUAAUAUUAAUGAUAGCUGAGUUGACUAAGGAGGCUGGUAUUCCGGAUGGCUGCUAUAAUGUCUUUCAUGGCCAGCACGACUGCGUUAACUUUAUCUGCGACAAUCCGGAUAUCAGAGCUAUCUCAUUCGUCGGUGGAAAUCAAGCAGUUAGUUGA